Messenger RNA from Penicillium lagena, 2115 nucleotides. RefSeq names its product Zn(II)2Cys6 transcription factor. Gene Ontology annotation, cellular component: nucleus. The transcript is spliced from 4 exons. The coding region runs from base 1 to 2115 and encodes 704 amino acids. Gene Ontology annotation, biological process: DNA-templated transcription; positive regulation of transcription from RNA polymerase II promoter by galactose. NCBI's taxonomy places the organism in Eukaryota, Fungi, Ascomycota, Eurotiomycetes, Eurotiales, Aspergillaceae. Gene Ontology annotation, molecular function: DNA-binding transcription factor activity, RNA polymerase II-specific; RNA polymerase II cis-regulatory region sequence-specific DNA binding; zinc ion binding. The record is from RefSeq and is a predicted model, not a curated record.
AUGUAUUCCCUAUCGGCGCAUCCGGAAGCCGAAAACACGAGUGGCCGCCGGGAUGAGGAACGACCGAUUCGCACGCCUACGUCAUGUUUCUUGAAAGUCUCCAAGGCCUGUGAAGAGUGCCGCAAGAGGAAGAUUCGGUGCAAUGGUGUAACUCCUUGUAUGCCGUGCCAGCAGCGAGGUGCGGCGUGCAACUUUCGAGAACGCAACCGCCGACGCAGGAGCCGGCGGGAGAUUCUCCAGGACAAGGACCGCUCGCUGCCACUGCAAAUAAGUGACCCAGUCGAGGAACGCCCUGAGGAGACCGACAUUCCACCCGAGAACAGAAGUCAACAGCAGUCGAUUCUCUACAGGUUCCAUAGCAGCGUGUUGGCCAUCCACCACUCUUCGCAGUCCGACGUCAUGCAGGCCUACUACGGGCCGACGUCGGACUUCUGCAUGUUGCAGCAUCUCUAUCGCGAUCUCUAUCGGCAACCCACCUCCACUGUGUCUACGGGGAGUACAGUGGAAGAAGCAGGAGAUGGAUUGGAUCUGCUGCGGCUGCGUCAUAUUUUCUUCAGCCUGCCGAUGCUAGGAGGGGACGCGGCAGACCGAACGUUUGACCGGCGGAGAGGGUCUUGGUUCUUACCUUAUACACUGGCAAAGGAUCUACUUCGUCGAUUUCUGGAGACCCACUACAACGUACUGCCCUUUGCUUCGAAGCAGACCUACGAGGAGCUAUUGCAGCGGAUGUAUAGUGCAGACUUCGAGGUGGAAUCUAGUGAAACGCAGAGGCUGAUCCUAGUGAUGUCCAUGGCGCUCGCCGCGCUGGACACAGACCAUUGGCAGUGGGGCGAGAUCUUAGGUAAACAGGUUAAGACGGCUCGGCAUGAGGCGGAUUUGGAGGCUGCGGUAAACCUGGAACACAUCCAAUUGGAGAUGCUUAUGAUAAGUUACUCAGGUCUUUCUCAUCCGCCUAUGAUGUUGACUUACUCAGGGAAGGUGCACGCCUUGUUUGAGGCAGAAUCCGGCCGACCCCAUGCCUCCUACCUAUACAUCGGCGUUGCCGCGCGGAAAGCGUUUGCGGCCGGCUUGCACAAAGAAUCCCCGCCAAAUAGCGGUGACGUGCCCGAUAAAGAGCAAGAUAGGCGCGUCACCUUUUGUGCGCUGUAUUUCUGUGAGACGUACCUCAGCUUCUUCCUAGGGCGACCUAGUUCGAUGUCUGGUGCCGAUAUAGAUAUUGCCCUCCCGAACGAUCCCUUCCUGACCAGACUCUUCCAGUUCGCCCAGGUUAUGGCGAAAUUGGUCCAACAGGUCUAUCGGCCCAAGCACUUAUCAUUGCCGAUGAUGUGGAAAGCCGCAAUAUCCAUCCGCAGGGAGAUGUAUACUUUGAACACACGAACCCAGCGGGAUUUUGGACUCGAUUUAGAGAAUCCCUCCGCAACCGACCCUAAAGGAAUACGCGAGACCAUCCUCGUCAGCUUAUACAAUUACAUCACUCUGAUCACCUUCCGUCCGUUCGUUAUCUUUCGAGGCAAGUGGAAGGACCAAGGGAAACUUGGGGUCGCCACGAUCACGCCUCCGUGGCUGAACAAUGCAUGCAAUCACUCUCUGAAUGCGGCCCGAGCGUUGAUCUAUCAUUUGCGCGAAAAUGUUGCCCCGGACCCUCUCGCCAAGGAAUUGCGAUAUAAUCUUUUCUACCUAGAGAACAGCCUUUUUGUUCUCGUAUACGACUUUGUUCACGAUGAAGCAGUGAUCCCCAUCCACCUUCCCUGGGUGCACUCCGGCCUACAGUUUUUGAGCGGCAUGCGAGUAGGCGAGCCGGUGUCGAGUAUCAUGGACGCAAUACGUCGCAUCCUCCGACGUAUCAAUCCUAGCUAUGACCUUCCCUCCGAGACUGAACCACCUAGAACAGAGUUUUUCCCUGAUAUUGUCGCCCAGCACCCGCCUCGGAAGAACGAAACUUCGACUCUGAGUCAUGCAGAUUUGUGGGAUCGGGGCAAUUUCAGCCCAACCGCACCUUUUCUUGACUCUCAAGAUAUUGACCCGGACUUCAACAUCCCCAUGGUCGACUUUGACUAUAACUUCUCUGCGAUCGACUUGGAAACUUUUUUCUCUUACGUACCUAGCGCCCGAUGA